Molecule: messenger RNA, 1667 nt
Organism: Nicotiana tabacum (common tobacco)
Lineage: Eukaryota; Viridiplantae; Streptophyta; Magnoliopsida; Solanales; Solanaceae
Product: enoyl-[acyl-carrier-protein] reductase [NADH] 2, chloroplastic
Biological process (GO): fatty acid biosynthetic process
Molecular function (GO): enoyl-[acyl-carrier-protein] reductase (NADH) activity
Source: RefSeq, a predicted model, not a curated record
ACAUCCCACUUGUUCACACUCUCUCCAUUACUGCACUUUCAAAGCUCCCCAACGGCCAUAGCUUCGUUUUCAUCGACAGAGCACUAUAUGUAAAUCAAUUUAUUUUCUCGCUCAAGCAUUAUUAGUUCCUUCUUCGUGUUGUCUGAAUCUGAGAUUCCUCUUUUUUUAUUCUGGUCCACUGACUUGCUGGAAAUGGCUGCAAACACAACUCCUGGCUUGCAAAUCCGAGCAACCGAACAAUGCAUUUCCACAUCUCGCAAUAUUUCAAAUUUGAGCAGUAUAAGUUUCAGUUUUGAAAGUAAACGAAAAUCUUUUACAGAUUUUAGAGGUUCAUCUUACAUCUCGCUCAGCAAGCCAAUCGAUAGCUCCAAACUGGCUCCUAUAAAAUUUGAAAAGAUGGUUACAAAAGCAAUGUCUGGAGCAAGUGAACAAGUGCCAGUUUCAGGAUUACCUAUCGAUUUGAGAGGUAAGAGGGCAUUUAUUGCUGGCAUAGCAGAUGAUAAUGGGUAUGGAUGGGCAAUAGCAAAGUCUCUUGCAGCUGCAGGGGCUGAAAUUCUCGUUGGUACAUGGGUCCCUGCACUGAACAUUUUCGAAACCAGUCUGCGGCGGGGGAAGUUUGAUGAUUCACGAGUGUUGCCAGAUGGAUCAUUGAUGGAAAUUACAAAGGUUUACCCUCUGGAUGCAGUUUUUGACAGUCCAGAAGAUGUUCCUGAGGAUGUCAAAACAAACAAACGUUAUGCUGGAUCCUCAAAAUGGACUGUCAAGGAAGUUGCUGAAUGUGUUAAACAAGAUUUUGGCACUAUUGACAUCCUUGUACAUUCGCUUGCAAAUGGUCCAGAGGUUAGCAAACCUCUGUCAGAGACAUCAAGAAAAGGAUACCUUGCAGCUGUAUCUGCCUCCAGUUAUUCCUUUAUAUCUCUACUGAGGCAUUUUCUUCCCAUAAUAAAUCCAGGCGGUGCCACAAUCUCUCUAACGUACAUUGCUUCUGAAAGGAUUAUCCCUGGAUAUGGAGGCGGUAUGAGUUCGGCAAAAGCUGCUUUGGAGAGUGACACAAGAGUCCUGGCGUUUGAAGCUGGAAGAAAGCACAAAGUCAGAGUGAACACGAUAUCUGCAGGUCCACUGGGAAGUCGUGCAGCAAAAGCUAUUGGAUUUAUUGACAUGAUGAUAAAUUACUCAUUGGAGAAUGCUCCUUUGCAAAAGGAGUUAUAUGCCGAGGAGGUCGGUAACACUGCUGCUUUUCUGGCAUCUCCUUUGGCUUCAGCAAUUACUGGUGCCACCGUGUAUGUUGACAAUGGUCUGAACGCAAUGGGAGUUGGAGUUGACAGCCCAGCUUUUUCGGGUCUCGAUAUCCCAAAGAGUUAGAGCUGGAGGCAAUGCUAGUAUGGCUUUCGUUAUUUCAGAGAAAUAAGUUAUUCUUUCGAUAAUCGGAAACAAAAGUCAGCCUCUUGCCUCUUGGUUUUGUUAUCUGUUAUAGAUUCCGCAGAUAGGUCAUUUCAUUUCGAUGAGUGGAUAGCAAUUGAUGUGACAUUGCAUUUGUAGGAGGCAAUCUCAGCAUUGGAUAUGCAUCUAAAUUUAACUGCUCGCUAGCGGAAAGACUUGCAAUUGGAGUUGACAGUUUUUUCGCUUAUUAACUUAUGCAUUCGAUGAGUAAAACUUUCUUUCUGGUU